Molecule: messenger RNA, 4408 nt
Organism: Gopherus evgoodei (Goodes thornscrub tortoise)
Lineage: Eukaryota; Metazoa; Chordata; Testudines; Testudinidae
Gene: OGFOD1
Product: 2-oxoglutarate and iron dependent oxygenase domain containing 1
Exons: 13
Coding region: 32-1669 (545 amino acids)
Biological process (GO): peptidyl-proline hydroxylation; regulation of translational termination
Cellular component (GO): cytoplasm
Molecular function (GO): peptidyl-proline dioxygenase activity; iron ion binding; L-ascorbic acid binding
Source: RefSeq, a predicted model, not a curated record
UGUAGCCGCGCGUGCCGGAGCCGGUUUCACCAUGAGCGGGGCACAGCGCGGGCCGCGGGCCCGGGACCCCGCGCAGGGGGAGCCGGGCAAGAAGCGGGGCAAACGGGAAGUGCGCGGGGAGUUCUCGGCGGCCAUCCGGGAGCCGGCGCUGCAGGAGAAGGCGGGGGCCGCCUGGGGCUGCGGGGAGCCGCUCAACCACGAGGCCAUCGCGCUGGAUCCUGUUCCCUUCUGCCACGGCGUGAUCCCCAACUUCAUCCAGUGCCCGGGCUUCCUGGACGGGCUGCAGCGGGAGCUCCUCAGCCUGGAUUUCCACCCGAAGUGCAACGAUUUGUACAAGUUCAAACAGUCUGAUGAUCUGAAGAAGAGAAAAGAGCCUCACAUCUCGGCCUUAAGGAAAGUUCUGUUUGAAGAGUUCCGGGAGUGGCUGUCUGCAGUUACCCAGGUGGAGCUGGAACCAACCAUUGACUUGUCCUGUGCUAAGUAUGAGUAUACAGAUGUCCUGCUGUGCCAUGACGAUGAGCUGGAGGGACGGAGAAUUGCCUUCAUCCUGUACCUGGUUCCACUGUGGGAGAAGAGCGACGGGGGCACUCUGGACCUGUACAGCACAGAUGGCCGCUUUCAGCCCCAGCAGGUCGUCAAGUCGUUAGUCCCUUCUUGGAAUUCCCUGGCCUUCUUCGAAGUGUCUCCUGUCUCUUUCCACCAGGUGUCUGAAGUUCUGACCGAAGGGAAGUGCCGCUUGUCUGUGAGUGGUUGGUUUCAUGGCCCGUCGGUGGCAAGGCCUCCCCGCUACAUUGAAUCCCUCUUGCCCCGGAGUCCACAUCUCCCAUACGAUCAUGAAAUCUUGUAUGAGUGGAUCAACCCAGUGUACUUGGACAUGGAUUCCCAAGCCCAGAUCCAGGAGGAAUUUGAGGAGCGAUCAGAGCUUCUCUUGAAGAACUUCCUUAAGGGAGAGAAAUUUCAGCUCGUGUGUGAAGCUCUGCAGAAAGAAGACAUCAAAUGGAAUCAUCAAGGACCCCCCAAUAAAAGAUGUUAUGAGAAGGCUGAGGAGGGGAGCCUUCCGGACAUCCUGAGGAAGUGCCUGGAGUUCUUCCACUCAGAGGCCUUGUUCCUGCUGCUCUCCAACUUCACAGGCCUAAAGCUGCACUUCCUGGCUUCCUCUGAUGAUGAAAAUGAGGAGGGAGAAGAAGGAAGAGCCGCAAAUUGCACUGGACACAGCUCUUCCAAACCCAAGCAAGGAGAGAGCAGUCAAAAGGCCAACGGCGAUGCUGACCAAGUAGAUCAGCCUGAAAAUGACCCCCAAACCAAAGAAAGUGACACAAAGAACAGCUCAAGUGUUCCCAUGUGCAUGGGGGAGCUAAGGCACUGGACAAAUGGCCACUACACUCUAGUCCAUGACACCCAAACCACAGAGUUUGCCCUGGACCUGCUGUUCUUCUGCGGCUGCGAAGAUUGGAAUGCAGAAUAUGGGGGCUUUACAUCCUACAUUGCCAAGGGUGAAGAUGAAGAGCUGCUAACAGUGAAUCCAGAGAACAACUGCUUGGCCUUGGUUUACAGAGACAAAGAGACUUUGAAAUUUGUGAAGUAUGUUAACCAUCGUAGUUUGGAGCAUCCGAAAAAACAACAGAGCAGAGCUGGAUUCUGGGACUUCUCUUUUGUCUACUAUGAGUGAUGGCACUGGGCAUGGUCAUCUUCUGAGAGGGAAUGGCUUAGUGAUACAGUAAUGGGUUUUGAAUUGGCUCCUGGACUGGCUUCUUAGUAGGUGCAUCUGCAAUGCAUGGAUCGGUUGGUGCCAUUUGAUGAGCCUAGAUUUGAUUUAGGCUAAGAGCUAACUUCACCUGACAGCACACGAGCUGUCAUGCUGGUGCUGAAGUCCAAGUGACUUUCAUAGGUUUGUUUUUUUAAUAAGUAACGGAAGCACUGUUCUGCUGUCCCAUCUUAACUCUUACCUCACUCUCAUAUUCUGGUGCUGCUCCACCAGAGGGCAUCUUACUUGGAUCUAUAACACUCCAUUCUUAAAUAGCUGCUUUGCAUAGCGUUCCAGCCCAGCAAUGAAUGUACAUCUUGCUAUGAUGCACAUUCAAGACUUAUAUAACCUCAGAUGGGUGACUGCUAUGAGCACUGCACCCAUUUGUACUCCAAAGCCUUCAACUGGUCACCAGGAGAAAAGAACCAGGCUUUGUUCCAAACCAGGGCUUCCUGAAGUGCAAGCCAGAUCUCUUCUGGGGCCUGGUUGUUCCCUCUGCAGUGAGAAAUAGUACAUGCAAAGCAUGCUGCCACAUAACUGCUGUAUUGUCUAGGAGCUGGUGGGUAAAGGAAAGAAGCUUGUGAAAAUGUCUGCCAAAAACAUGGGUGGUUGUUUUCCCCAAUGAAAAAAAUGAAACUUUGUAUAUCUGGGGAGAGAUGAUAGUUGAGGGGGAGCCUUCAGCCUCAGUCUGCUUGUACUGGUACAAAGAACAAACCCACAGGGUUUUGGUGAGCAGGGAAAGGGAAGUGGGAGGAUAUAAGGAAGGGUUAAAAUUGUGGGUUUUUUUCCACCAGCAUACACUGUCAAGGGCCUAUCCACCCUUCUUGUCUCCUUGGCAAAUAUAGUAGGUGGGGUUGCCAUUUCCAGUGUGUCUUCUCACCAUCACCCUUCAAGCUGUGGCCUAAUUCUAGCUGGGCAGUGGUGUGGUCUCCAUCACUCGAGUAGCUGAAUACCUAAUUUUGCAUUCUGCACUGCUUGUUCCAUCUAGUCACCUCAGCCUGCGGGGCUUGCAGUAGGCUGGUUAGGACACUGCUUGCUCAGCCAUGACAGGAACAGUACAUGCUUUUAAAAGCAGAUUGGCAUGACCUACUGCUCCCACGCGUGGUGCAGUUCUGACUUUGCUAGGAGUGCCAUGUUGCUGAAGCAGCAAGGCAUUGUCAGCCCACUCCCUGGUGUCACACAACAUGCUGGCUCUCAGGAAGGAACAGCAUGGCUGAGUGCUGUACAGCUGACUCUCUACUGCUUUGCACACACCGGUGCUGAGCUUAUUUUACAUUGCCUAAGAAAGUGUUUUGCACCUUCAGUAGUAACUGACUUACACACGUGUGCUUUUGCUGCAGUUAGAUGGAUUUGCAAAGGCACUAAGUCAUGCAGUAUAGCCCCUGGGCUUGAAAUGGGGUGGAAGAGAAACAUGCAUGUCCCUGCCUUCACAUACCAACUCGGUGUGGGAUGAAGCAGCAUGGGGAUGGAGCCUGCUACCCCCCUCGUUUCUGUGGAGAGCUGUGACUUCCUCCGUAUAUGUACCCCAGGACUGUUACAAGGCUCAGAAAUGGCGAAGUGCUGGAGCAUAGUGAGGAGUUUGCUCAAUGCACAUGAUCUAGCUUUAGCCAGAGCUUCAUGUAAUUAACUAACUUGCUUUCAUGAUCUGGUUUCUCUGUGCAAGGUAGAGAAUGCUUUCAUAGAUUCCAAGGCCAGAAAGGACCAUUGUGAUCAUCUAGUCUGGGCCCUUGUAUAACACAGGCAAGAGAACAUCCCCCAAAUAAUUCCUAUAGCAAAUCUUGUAGAAAAAAACAAUCCAAAAGGCUUUCUCAGCGGGUUUGAACAUUUAAACCAUGGUGCUGUAUUAAGCCAGUUGUGAUGAGUAUAAAACUAGAAACAAAUCCUAAUGGAGGUCAGGACACUUUCCAAAUUCCAAGCCAAGCUGCAUUUCUUCCAUGUUGAGUAUCACUUCCUGGUCUAUCAUUAUCCUUGAGAAAUAGAUUCUGUUCAGUCUUUGAGAUGCCAAAGCUGAAAUUACUGUGCAGUGCAAUUUUCCAUGCAUAAAAGGAAAGUUGAUCAGGUGGCUUAAAAUACAAGGGAGAAGCACAUAAUAGCCUACAAGGAUGUGAGGGCUGCAAGCAUCAAGAGUACAAGGAAAUGUUUAGACUGCAGCCAGGCAUUUGAAAUAGAAGUGAAAGGUCGAUUUUAUGGAAAAGCUGAUUAUUCUGUGUAAGAACUACUUUCUCCUAAGGCUGAGCUCCAUCCGUCUGUGGAAUAGCCUCCCAAAGGAUAGGCUAGAAGCUGAACCUGUAUGAAACCAGCUUAGCUCAAGUCCUAGAUAAUGCAGUGGAGGGCAACAAGUCUGCAAACUAGCCUCCAAGGGCUGUACUAGAUAAACUAACCUCCGUGCUCUAUGAAACAUCGGUGCAUCUCAGCUGUAUGACAUAAAAUAACUUUAGAAACAACGGGCAUCGAGGGAGCUAAAAAUCAACAGCUCCCCUUGCUCCCUGUAAGCUGGGCCUUGGGGUGGAAAGCUGUGUGUUGGAAAGAACAUGCCCCAAGAUUACUUGAAAUGCAGGAGAAAGGCACCUAAAAAAUCCUGUAUACAGGAAAUGCCAAGUGGUGUUUUAAAUCACAUUAGCUAAUGUUUAAAUAAAAAAACAUUUUGUUUAAUCUUGACAAAGA